Molecule: messenger RNA, 361 nt
Organism: Chelonoidis abingdonii (Abingdon island giant tortoise)
Lineage: Eukaryota; Metazoa; Chordata; Testudines; Testudinidae
Source: RefSeq, a predicted model, not a curated record
ACGCGGAAGUAUGUGUGGCGUCACUUCCCACUGCACCAAUAGGCUGCGGAGGGGCGGGCCGGAGGCGGAAGCACAGCUGGCCGCAGGCAGGAUGGCAGCGCUGUGGAGGUCAUACCAGCGGCUCAUGGCCCAGCACCCCUGGAAAGUGCAGAUCCUCACAGCUGGGUCCCUGGUGGGAGUUGGAGAUGUGAUCUCUCAGCAGCUGGUGGAAAGAAGGGGCCUGAGUGGGCACAGCAGUCGCAGGACACUGAAGAUGAUGGCCAUUGGCUUCUGCUUUGUGAAGCUGCUCCCCAGCCCUGCAGUCUGCGCCACGGUGGGUGAAGUGCUAAGUGGUGCUGGAACCGGCCAGGAGCCAAUUUGA